Molecule: messenger RNA, 318 nt
Organism: Linum trigynum
Lineage: Eukaryota; Viridiplantae; Streptophyta; Magnoliopsida; Malpighiales; Linaceae
Source: the annotation of a GenBank genome assembly
AUGCUAACUCAGCCGCUUCCAUAUCGGUGGCGGCCAUUGGGGGCACAUUCACCAGGAUGGGCUUGUCGGACCGCUUCACACCCUUUCCGCGCCAAUCCCCCAGCCCUGAAGGGGAGCCGCGAACCUUUGCACGCUUCAAAACUGCUUCAGGCGUCUCCUGCUGCAGCAGUCUCUUCCCAGCCUCCCGUGGCACGGGUACUGCACCACCCUCGGCCGCACUGGGGGAAUCAGCGUCUAAGCGAAUGGGCGAAGCUGCUGGCGGGUCAGUUGAAGCGACCGUCGCGGAAGAAGAGGCAGCUCCCGCCCGAGCGGCCUUGA